ACCUCAUAAAUAACUGUCCUAGUUCUACCGUAUCUUUUGUUUCAUUUCUUCUGGAACAACCACAAAAACGUUUUUGAUUAUGGAUCUACUACCAGAAACUCAAUGCGUAAUCUCAGCAUUCAAUGUGUAUUCCUGAAUAAUCUCAUUUUUCAAUUAUUCAACCAUUUCAUUUUACCGAGUUCAACAUUAGCCAGAUUAGUCAACAUUUAUAUGUUUCGAUGCAACAACAAGAUGUUAUUUGUAACAAGUAGUUUUGUUGGUUGGUUAAUUGGUCACAUUUUAUUCAUGAAAUGGGUUGGAUUGGUAUUAUUCUGGAUACGGAAAAAUAAUUCUAUUAGAUCGAAUAAGUACCUUGUGUCAGAAUUGAGAAAUUCUAUGGCUCGAAUCUUUAGUAUUCUCUUAUUUAUCACCUGUGUCUACUAUUUAGGCAGAAUGCCGUCGCCUAUUGUUACUAAGAAACUAAAAGAAGAAACUGCCGAAACGGAAGAAAGGGGGGAAAGUGAGGGAGAAACAGAUGUAGAAAUCGAAACAAUUUCUGAAACGAAGGGGACUAAACAGGAAGAAGGAUCCAUCGAAGAAGACCCUUCCCCUUCCCUUUGUUCGGAAGAAAAUUCGAAGUUAGAAAUACUUAAACUUAAAGAAGAUAAAGACCUCCUCUGGUUUGAAAAACCUCUUGUUACUCUUCUUUUCGACUAUAAACGAUGGAAUCGUCCAGUGCGAUAUAUCAAAAAUGAUCAAUUUGAAGAUGCUGUCCGAGACGAAAUGUCACACUAUUUUUUUUUUACAUGUGAAAGUGAUGGAAAAGAAAGAAUCUCUUUUACAUAUCCACCUAGUUUGUCAAUCUUUUUGGAAAUGAUAAAAGGAAAGAUACUUUUGUCCACAACUGAAAAACCCUCUUCUGAAGAAUUGUAUAAUAAUUGGGUUUAUACCAACAAAAAAAAAAAAACGAACAUAAACAACGCAUUUUUCAAUAGAAUUGAUGCUAUAGAAAGGGGGUCUCUGAAACUGGAUGUACUUGAAAAAAGGAUUAGAUUCUGCAAUGAUGAGACUGAACAAGACUGCCUGCCUGAAAGGUAUGAUCCUUUUUUGAACGGAACCCGCCGUGGAAGCGAAAAAAAAAAAAAGUAUUUAAACUCAAGUUUGAAUAUGAAUGAGGCUUUCUCAGAAGAAGGUUGGAUUUGGAUAAAUAAAUUUCAUAAUAUACUUCCCACAAACUACCAAGAAUUUGAAGAAAAAAAGGAAAAAUUUGAGAGAAAAUACUUCCUUCCAGAAGAAGGAAAACUUAAUUCAGAAAAUAGAACGAAAUUUUUAUUUGAUGCGGUUACACCCGAUAGACAUCAUCAAAGAAUUAUAAAGGAAUCCAUUGGAAUAAAAGAAAUACGUAAAGAAGUUCCUCAAUGGUCAUACAAAUUGAUUACCAGUUUGGAUCAACAAGAUGGAACAAUUUUAGAAGAAACGGCUGAGGAUCAUGAAAUUAGGUCAAGAAAGGCCAACCAUGUAGUCAUUUUUACAGAUACCGAACGUACAAAUAGUACAACGAAUACUAAUGAUGAAGUAGAAGAAGUGUUUGUCCUACGUUAUGCGCAAGAAUCGGAUUUUCGUCGAGAUAUAAUCAAAGGUUCUAUGCGCGCUCAAAGACGUAAAACAGGUAUUUGGGAACCGUUUCAAACAAAUAAAUAA
Molecule: messenger RNA, 1680 nt
Organism: Papaver somniferum (opium poppy)
Lineage: Eukaryota; Viridiplantae; Streptophyta; Magnoliopsida; Ranunculales; Papaveraceae
Product: protein TIC 214-like
Exons: 1
Coding region: 103-1680 (525 amino acids)
Cellular component (GO): membrane
Source: RefSeq, a predicted model, not a curated record